Erigeron canadensis is the source of this 2150-nucleotide messenger RNA. RefSeq names its product riboflavin biosynthesis protein PYRR, chloroplastic. The record is from RefSeq and is a predicted model, not a curated record. The transcript is spliced from 9 exons. Gene Ontology annotation, biological process: riboflavin biosynthetic process. Lineage: Eukaryota; Viridiplantae; Streptophyta; Magnoliopsida; Asterales; Asteraceae. Gene Ontology annotation, molecular function: NADP binding; 5-amino-6-(5-phosphoribosylamino)uracil reductase activity; diaminohydroxyphosphoribosylaminopyrimidine deaminase activity. Bases 189 to 1967 code for a protein of 592 amino acids.
AUUGAGCAUCAAUUUAAAAAACUGUUUGAUUUUAUUUGACUUUUAAAAUGGUUCAGUUUUAGAGUGUGUUGAAACCAAACCGUGAACACCGUGUGCUCAUUUCCACCACCAACACCCCUCCACUUGAAAUUCCGGCCACCGGCGUCCACCUAAACUUCCAGCCGCCACCACCGUCAACCGACCACCUAAUGACGAUGGCAAUGGGGUUUAUGACUCCAAUCAGAUGCAAUGCAACACCCAUUAUCAAUUCCCACUCGCUUGAUGCGUCGUACAUGAAACGCGCCGCCGAACUUUCCGACAAAUCCGCCGGUUUCACUUCCCCACAUCCUAACUUUGGCUGCGUGAUUGCAACAACAACCGGAAAAGUUGUCGGAGAAGGGUAUCUUUAUGCACAGGGAACAAAGCCGGCGGAGGUUCAGGCGGUGGAGGCCGCCGGAGAGUUUUCCCGUGGCGCCACUGCGUAUGUUAAUAUGGAACCUGGUGACUGCCAUGGUGAUUUUACAGCCAUUUCUUCUAUUAUUCAGUCAGGAAUCACUAGAGUUGUUAUCGGGAUCAGACAUCCGUUACAACAUCUUAGGGGAAAAGCUAUUCACACGUUAAGAAACGAAGGCCUGCAAGUCGAUGUUCUUGGGGAGGAUAUAAGAAAUUCAUCCAUUGAGGAUGCUCUAAAAUCCUGUCUCGUUGUCAAUGCUCCUUUGCUUUAUAGAUCAGCUUCCCGUGUCCCAUUCUCGGUUCUGAAGUAUGCAAUGACCCUUGAUGGAAAAAUUGCUGCUAGUAGUGGGCAUGCAUCGUGGAUAAGUAGCAAGCAGUCUAGAUCUCGAGUUUUUGAAUUACGUGGUAGAAGUGAUGCGGUUAUUGUAGGAGGAAAUACUGUGCGCAAAGAUAAUCCGCGGUUAACUCCAAGACAUGGAGGUGGACAUUUACCUAUGCGAAUUGUUAUGUCACAAACUCUUGAUCUUCCUGAGGUUGCAAAUCUAUGGGAUGUCAGUGAGGUGCCCACAAUGGUCGUCACUCAGAGAGGUGCAAGAAGAAGUUUUCAGAAGUUUCUUGCAUCAAAAGGUGUUGAAGUAGUGGAAUUUGACAUCUUGAAUCCCAGAGAUGUUGUGGACUACCUUUAUGAUCGUGGUCAUCUUUCGAUUUUGUGGGAAUGUGGAGGGACAUUAUCUGCUUCAGCUAUUUCUUCUGGUGUUAUACACAAGGUGCAUGCUUUUGUUGCUCCUAAAAUAAUCGGCGGAAAGAAUGCACCUUCUCCGGUUGGGGAACUUGGAAUGGUUGAAAUGACACAAGCUUUAGAGUUAAUUGAUAUCUCUUAUGAGCAGAUAGGAUCUGAUGUGCUUAUUAGUGGAUAUCUGCAACCCAUUCCUGAUUUGACACCUGUGAUUCCUUCAGUUGAUGAAACUUCAGUGAUUGAUCCAUCUUUAUCUCCUUAUGAAUCGCAAAUCAUAUUCUUCUAUAAGACAUGGGACCCAUAUGGAAGUUUCUCCAACUUUUCUCCUCAUCCAAUUCAGCUGCCUGAUGAAAGUGGUAGUUUUGUCAGUUGGUCAAGUGUAGAGCACUUUUAUCAGGCACACAAGUUUGUGGGGUCAAGCAAUCCUAAUGCUAGAAGUUAUGUUGAAGCAAUAUAUAUGACAAAAAGUCCUGAAGAAGCUGCACGAAUGGGAAGGAAAAUACAAAGGGAGCAUCCAGAUAUGGUAAGAUCUGAUUGGGAAAGCGUGAAGACUGUAGUGAUGUACAAAGCAUUAAAAUGCAAGUUCUCGAUUUACCCACACUUGAAAUCGAUGCUUUUAUCAACUACCGGUUGUGUACUGGUUGAAGCUUCUCCUCAUGAUCUCUUUUGGGGUGGAGGCCGAGACGGUGAAGGCCUCAAUUAUUUAGGGCGGUUACUUAUGAUGUUAAGAUCCGAGUUUCUAGGGGACGACACAAACAAGCCUGAGUUCUCUGCAGAUUUUGCUGAAUCACAAUCAUAAAUACAUUUGAUAUGGUCUUAUUGCUUGUGUGGUUUUGAGCAGAAGUUAGUACAUUAAUUUGCAAUGUAUAUGUACCAUGUCGUGGACAUUUUAUUUGUAUCAAUUAACAGUGUAUACAAGGAAAGAAAGAAAAAAAACGAAAAAAAUAGAUGUUAUACAUGAAUACUUGGUUGAUUUGGUUCA